AUGAGUGGUAUCAAAAAGAAAAAGUGCGAAAUAUGUGGAGUAAAAACUUGUCGAAUGGACGGCCAAAAAAGGGUAUUCAUGGCAAGAUUUCCUCUAGACGAAGAUCGCGACGACCAUCCGCGAGUCUACGCGUGCCUCUAUAGGUCCCAUAGCGGUAAUGCCGAAAUAGACCGACUCAUGGAGCAAGUCCAAACGGCUACAGAUUCUGUCCUGGAGCAGAUCCCAUCCGCCGAGAUUGUGGUACUUGCUGGUUACAUCGCCAACGCGAAUACCAGAUGUGGAAGAUCAUACACCUUCCCUGCUGGACCUUCUGCUGACCUCACAUCCAGACAGCUACUCGGUUUCCGUCGACGCCCCCUUGGGGUCGUCGGACCACUGCCUGAUCCGCGUCGCCCACGGCUCAAGCCAAAUGGCUUCCGCCGAGUGUGGCACUACAGGUCAGCAGACUGGGAUGAGAUGCGGUCCUUUUUUGCAUCCUACCCAUGGGAGCGAGUUUGCUUCAAGCUGGACAAUCCCGAUGCCGUUGCCGACUCUGUCACCGAUGUCGUGCUUCAGGGGAUGGAACUAUUUAUUCCGUCAUCUGUCGUGCCUAUCGGGGGCAGCUCUCGGCCCUGGUAUGGUCGAUCCUGCAAAUUAGCAGCGCGCUACAAGCAGGAUUGUUACCGAGCCUGGGCUGAAGCGUCAGCGGCUAGGGAUGUAAAUACCAGCCUGCUCAAAAAGAAGUACAACUCCGCCUCCAGGUCCUUCAAAAGAGUUAUUGCCAAGGCAAAGUCGGAACACGUGGCUAGCAUUGGUGAGAGACUGGUGAAACUUCCUUCGGGAACUCGUGCGUUCUGGUCUCUCGCCAAGGCUGUCCAGGGGAAUUUUUGUAAGCCAUCUUUACCAUCUUUGAGCAGGGGGGAUGACUCGUUGGCCCACACCGCAAAUGAGAAGGCCGAUCUUCUAGGCUCUCUUUUUGCGUCGAACUCGACUCUGGAGGAUAAAGGUAGCUCACCGCCGAAUAUCCCGUGCGGUGACACCUUCAUGUCCGAAAUCCAGUUUCGCCAGAGAUCAGUACGUAAAGUACUGCAUUCUCUGGACGUCCACAAGUCGAGUGGGCCUGACGGAAUUCCUCCCAUCGUGCUUAAGACUUGCGCUCCUGAGUUGGCACCGGUUUUAACGCGCCUGUUCCGGUUCCUCUACUCCUUAGGCAUCGUCCCGAAUUCAUGGAAGACUGCCAUAAUCCCCCCGAUCCCAAAGAAAGGUGAUAGCUCGGAUCCGUCCAACUACAGGCCGAUUGCCGUUACCCCUUUGUUCUCAAAAGUCAUGGAAACGACCGUCAAUUGCCAGCUUAUGAGGUACCUUGAGGAGCAUCAGCUGAUUAGCGAUCGGCAGUAUGGGUUCCGUCAGCGUCGCUCAGCUGGUGAUCUUCUCGCGUACCUCACGCAUCGAUGGUCGGAGGCUAUCGAGGGCAAGGGGGAGGCCCUGGCGGUUAGUUUGGACGUGGCCAAAGCCUUUGAUCGGGUGUGGCACAAAGCACUUCUUGCGAAGUUGCCUUCCUACGGGCUGCCCGAGAAACUAUGUGCCUGGAUUUCUAGCUUCUUGGAGGGUCGGAGCAUCAAGGUCGUUGUUGACGGUGCGUGCUCUGACCCGAAACCAAUCAACGCUGGUGUCCCACAGGGCGGUGUACUGUCGCCCACAUUGUUUCUUCUGCAUAUCAAUGACAUACUGCAAUUCAGCAACAUUCAUUGUUAUGCAGACGAUAGCACGUGUGACGCACUGACAUUUCAAUUCAAUCUAAUGCUGAAGUUCAUUGCCCACAAUUCUCAAAAUGAAACAAACUGGGUGGCCGUAGUCAGCAGUAUGAUGGAGAACAUGCCUAUUGAUUCUUAUACGAUUACUGCGAUCGUAAGUAUAAUGCGCGCUAUACCGAGUCCAAAUGUAACUACAGUUAACAUGCUACUGCGCGAGCGACACCAGUUGUCCGCACACCGCGCUGUGGGGACCUACCUUUGUAUUCGAAGAGAGAACAACAUCUGCGUUGUUCUCAACUGCUUAGUGGAGAAGUUGAUAAAUAGUAGAAAUCAUAAUGACCUGGAGUUACAAAUGAGAGCUUUACUUGCACUUGAAAAAUUUGCUGUCACCAAAGAAAAUAAGGCAAAGAUAUUGGAAAAACUUGCACAAGUAAACAAAAAUCAUUUAACUAAUUUGGAGAUGUUCCUUGCGGAUACUGCUAACGAAUAUUCAGUUCGCCGUGAAAUUGGAUAUUGCGCAAGAUGGGCGCUGGAUAAUAUUUUUCCGAAACCAGGCAGACAGUUGUCCUAUGAUACAGUGGACAUAACAACUAUAAAUGGUAUGCUUAAAAAUGAUAGUGGAAAUAUCUAUCUGAAGUACUCACCGGAUCUUAUGGAAAUUAGGAAUGAUACCAUAUUGUCUCAAACACUACAUGGGACCUGUGAGGUGGAGGAAGGAGCAUGGUUCUACGAGAUUACCGUGGUCACCAAGGACUCCAUGACAAUUGGCUGGGGAUGUACCGGCGCUGACACGGAAAAUAAAGUUGGAUAUGAAGAAUUUUCGAUAGGUUAUGAAGGCAAAAAUAAGUUAUUAUGGUAUUAUAGAGCACCACAUGAGAUGGGUCUGGGAAGGUGGAGGAAGGGUGACGUGUUAGGUUGCCUUCUCGAAAUUAAUAACAAGACGAUCAAUUUCUUUCUGAAUGGGAGACAUUCCAUGAUCAUUUACCCCGAUUUCUUUUCUCCUACAAGGCAACCAAAGAAAUUCUUCCCGGCGAUUACAAUGGCGCCCUUCCAACAGUGCAUCGUGAACUUGGGCCAGAAACCUUUCCGCAGCGCGCCGGAGGGCGUACACUUCUCCGCGCUCAGCUCUGUCGGACAACUCACUCCGCAGCUGAGGAUGAUUUACGGAAUGCCGCGCAGUGCGAUGCAAGAACGUCAAGCGUCGUUCAAUGCGAGCGAAGACGCGUGCGACAUUUGCUGCGACCGCGCCGUCGACGUCACGCUGCAUCCCUGCGGCCAUCGUACACUUUGUCAUGAAUGCUCAAUGAAGCUCAAGACGUGCCCUGUGUGUAGGGCUCCUAUCGCUCAAAGGCGUUGAAUUUACUUUUCAUAUUUUUUUACCUCAAACAUCACCACAAUCUCAUAUUG
Molecule: messenger RNA, 3140 nt
Organism: Papilio machaon (common yellow swallowtail)
Lineage: Eukaryota; Metazoa; Arthropoda; Insecta; Lepidoptera; Papilionidae
Exons: 11
Coding region: 1-3090 (1029 amino acids)
Cellular component (GO): cytoplasm
Molecular function (GO): ubiquitin-protein transferase activity; protein binding
Source: RefSeq, a predicted model, not a curated record